Molecule: messenger RNA, 3881 nt
Organism: Nelumbo nucifera (sacred lotus)
Lineage: Eukaryota; Viridiplantae; Streptophyta; Magnoliopsida; Proteales; Nelumbonaceae
Product: exocyst complex component SEC8-like
Biological process (GO): Golgi to plasma membrane transport; exocytosis
Cellular component (GO): exocyst
Source: RefSeq, a predicted model, not a curated record
AUUGCUGGUUAUGUGAAUAAAGAAACCAAACCAUAACCAAUGGGCUGUUGAAGUAGGCCCAAAGAAGAACAAAAAUAAAUUUCACAUAAUUUUCUGAUGAUGCAUUGGCAUUUAUGCCGAAACCCCGAAGAAUCAAUGCAUUGCAGCAGCGUUUCAUACGUAAAAUGGUUUUUGACUGUUUCAGCUUUGAGCUUUCUAGUCUUCUAGAUAUAUUUAUGAAGCUUUUGUUUCUUUCUCUCUACUGGUUAAAGGUUAAUCAGUAGUCAGAUGCGGGGCAGCCACGUGUCAACCAAUGAGGUGGAAGCGUAGUGUGGUGGUAGGACCCUUAUGUCCGGAGAAGGGGAACUUUUUAAUUUCAUUUCGAUCACUAGCCCACCAGAUCAACGGAAAGGGUUCAACAGCGACUUACAGUUACGAUCAAGGAGGAGCUGUAGAGCGAACGUAUCGGAUGAACUGACGGUUUGCCAGUGGGAUUAACGAAUUCUCCACUUGCUUCAACCUUAUAUAAAUCUCAUUGAAUUAACUGCUCAAGAUGGGAAUUUUUGAUGGACUGCCUACUCCGCCCGAGAAAGCUUAUUUAAAGGAAGACCUCUUAAGAAUUGAUGAAAGCUGGGCAACUGCACGUUUUGAUUCUUUACCUCAUGUUGUCCAUAUUUUAACAUCAAGGGAUCGUGAGGGCGAAGUCCGGUACUUGAAGGAACAGAAUGAUAUCAUUGAGGAAGUAGUUGACGAAGUUGUGCAUGCUUACCACAGUGGUUUUAAUCAAGCAAUCCAAAACUACUCGCAAAUCUUGCGGUUGUUUAGCGAAUCUGCUGAAAGUAUUGGGACAUUAAAGGUUGAUUUGGCAGAGGCUAAGAAAUUUCUUAGCUCCCGCAAUAAACAAUUACAUCAAUUGUGGUAUCGGUCAGUUACAUUGCGCCACAUAAUCUCAGUGCUAGACCAAAUUGAGAGUAUAGCUAAGGUUCCAGCUCGUAUUGAGAAGCUUAUUGCUGAUAAGCAACUUUAUGCUGCAGUCCAAUUGCAUGUCCAGUCAACGUUAAUGCUUGAAAGGGAGGGACUUCAAGCGGUUGGGGCUCUGCAAGAUGUUUGCUCUGAAUUAACAAAAUUGCAAGGAGUACUAUUUUAUAAAGCAUUGGAAGAUCUACAUUGUCAUCUAUAUAACAAAGGUGAAUACAGUUUAUCAUUUGAUGGUCAUGAUGAUGACAAUGCUUUUGAAAUACUUGAUGGGGCUGCCUUGGAUGGCAUUGCAUCUACAAGGGUUGGUGGUGGUAAUGUCAAGGACAUCAAAUCUGUUUCACAUCAAAUUCCAAUAUGGCUAUCAUGUUCCACUCCUAAUGAAUUUAUUGAAGCAAUUAAGAAAAGUGAUGCUGCUCUCCAUGUGAAGUAUAUGUACACCAUGGUAGAAUGCCUUAGCAUGCUGGAAAAAAUUGCGGCUACUGGUGAUAUAAUAUGCAAAAGGUUACGCCCUACAAUUCGUGAUAUUAUCACAUCAAAAAUAAAAGCACAUGCUCUGACUAUAAGUUCAUCAAGCUCUGGUGUUUCCCACAGUGCUGGAACUGUUAAUUCAGGCUUACAUUACUUGAAAGAACAGUUGGAAAGCUACCCAUUACAGAAACAGAAGCAUCAAAAUGGAACAUUGGAGGCUGCAAAGCUCUUGGCGGUUAGUCCAGUCUCACCGGCAAUGGCUCCUACAGGAGCAGCACAGGCUGCAGCCAAAGAACUUCUUGACUCAAUAUUAGACAUUAUCAUUCGGAUUCUUGAGAACCAUGUUAUUGUUGGUGAGCUUUUGGAAUCCAAAUCGGCACAACAUAGUGACACAACCACUCAGGAUUCACUAACUGGAGACAUGAACUGGAACCCUGAUUCUGAAACAUCCCAAAUCACUGGGGGGUACAGCGUUGGGUCUUCCCUGACUGUGUUGCAGAGUGAAUGCCAGCAACUCAUAUGUGAGAUUCUGAGAGCAACUCCGGAGGCUGCAUCUGCAGAUGCUUCUGCACAAACAGCUAGGCUUGCAAACAAAGUUCCUUCUAAAGAUAAGAGGAAUUGUUCAGAAGAUGGUCUUACUUUUGCUUUCCGCUUUACAGAAGCAACAAUUUCUAUCCCCAACAAAGGUGUUGAUCUCAUUCAUCAAGGAUGGAAUAGGAAGGGAGCAAAUGUACUACAAGAAGGUUAUGGGACUGCUACUGUGCUUCCUGAGCAAGGAAUAUAUCUAGCAGCUUCUAUAUACCGACCUGUGAUCCAGUUUACUGAUAAGAUUGCUUCCUUGCUCCCUCCAAAGCAUUCACAGCUGGGGAAUGAUGGGUUGUUAUCUUUUGUGGAGAACUUCCUGAAGGAUCGCUUCUUGCCUACAUUAUUUGUCGAUUAUCGGAAAGGCGUACAGCAGGCUAUCUCAUGUCCAGCUGCAUUUCGGCCACGAGCAAAUGCUGCUUCUAUCUAUGCCCCCUUGGUUGAGAAGGGACGUCCUGUUUUACAGGGACUUUUAGCUAUUGAUUUCUUGGCUAAGGAGGUGCUUGAUUGGACACAAGCAAUGCCUAAAUAUACUGGAGAACUUGUGAAGUAUGUGCAAACUUUCCUUGAGCGAACUUAUGAAAGAUGUCGUACAUCAUACAUGGAGGCAGUUCUUGAGAAGCUGAGUUAUAUGCUCAUUGGGAGGCUUGAUGUUGAAAAUUUGAUGCGGCUUGAUCCAGCUAGUGCAUAUUUACCAAAUUCAUUUGCUCAACCAGAUGAGGAAAGCAGUGCUUCUAAUGCUGAAACUGUUGAAGCUGAAGCAGGAAUAAGUGACUUAUUGUGGGCCUUGCGGCCAAUCAAGCAGGAGAAUCUUAUCCAUGAUGACAACAAACUCAUUUUGCUGGCAUCCCUCAGUGACUCAUUGGAAUAUGUGGCAGACUCCAUUGAAAGGCUUGGGCAAACGUCCCUAAUAUCAUCAAUGCAAGUAGAUGAGGCCCAUCGGCAUACAAGGACCAGCAGCAUUCCUCCCAGAGAUUUGGAAUCAUUUGCUGAAGAGUAUAGGAAACUAGCAAUUGACUGCCUGAAGGUUCUACAUGUAGAGAUGCAAUUGGAGACUAUAUUUCAUAUGCAGGAAAUGAUGACUAGGGACUACUUGGAUGAUCAAGAUGCAGAAGAACCAGAUGAUUUUGUUAUUUCACUUAAUGCACAGAUAACACGCAGAGAUGAGGAGAUGGCUCCUUUUGUUGCAAAAGUAAGGAGGAAGUAUAUAUUUGGUGGAAUAUGCAGUGUUGCAGCACAUGCAUCGAUUAAGGCUUUAGUGGAAAUGAAAUCUAUCAACCUUUUUGGCGUUCAGCAGAUAUGCCGAAAUUCAAUUGCAUUGGAGCAGGCACUUGCAGCUAUCCCCUCAAUUGAUAGUGAAGCCAUCCAACAGAGAUUAGAUCGUGUUCGAACCUACUAUGAACUUCUAAACUUGCCAUUUGAGGCCUUACUUGCCUUCAUUACUGACCAUAAAUACUUGUUCACAGCAGCAGAGUAUUCUAGUCUUCUAAAGGUCAAGGUUCCAGGCAGAGAGAUCCCUGUUGAUGCAGGGGAACGGGUGUCAGAGAUUCUUUCCCAUUAACCUUUCUUUGUUAGAUGGAUCUAUAUGCAGGGAUCUAGUCGGGCCCCCAUGGUAGGGUUAUGGACCGAGUGUUUUCUAAGAUCCAGUUAUGUCUUCCUAAAGAUGGUGGGAUAAGCAGCAGCAAUCGCUCCAUGGCACUGCUCGACGGUCAGUACUGCCGUUUGAUGCAAUGAGUACAUAUUGCUUAUUUUUUGGAUGUGGAUGAUUUUUCGCAAGUAGAAUUCAUUGUAUACAAUAUCAUUUUGUCUAUGUGAGUUCAUUUGUUUAAUGUACACCCUAUUAAUUAUCACGUUUGAGAACAUAUUCAUAUUAA